Messenger RNA from Oryza sativa Japonica Group (Japanese rice), 1675 nucleotides. RefSeq lists its product as uncharacterized. NCBI's taxonomy places the organism in Eukaryota, Viridiplantae, Streptophyta, Magnoliopsida, Poales, Poaceae. The record is from RefSeq and is a predicted model, not a curated record.
AAUCCAAUCUUGACUUGGCAGUUGUGUUCGCCACCGAACGGCAGGAGAAGCGAAGCGUGGGGAGGAAAAGGCCCAAAUCCUCGCCUCCUCCUGCCUGCAACCACCGCCUCCGUCGUCUCGUCUCCCCCGGCAGAGGAAUCCCCAACCCGGAAGCUUUCGGGAGUCGGACGAGCUCGCCUUGACUCGCGUCCCCCUCCCUCGCGCGCGCGCGCGCUCGUCGCCUCCUAAACUUAGCGGCCGCGCGGGACGCGGAGGGGCGCUCCCCUCCAGAAAUAGGCGGGGUGGGUGGCGAGGAGGAUGGGGUACCUGCCGUCGUCGCUGGGCAGCAAGGCGGCGCACUUCGUGUCCGACCUCACCACCGUCAUCCUCAACCCAAUCUCCGAGCGCGAGCCUUCCUCCCCACUCCCCGAGGUGGACAAAGACGAAGAAAAAUCAGAGGAUGACAAAGAUUCUGAGCAAAAUUCUGACACCCCCGAUGGCCCUGACACAUCUUCCUUUAGAGCAUUCUUGAUCUCAUUCCUGUCAUCAUCUGGUUCUAGUAAUGGUUCCAUGGAGAUAAUUCCUGAUCAGAAUGGGGAAUUGGGAUACCCAACUUUAACACCAAUGGGGAAGUCAAAAAAGGGAAAGUCUGGGCUCCUAAGUAGAGGAAAACAUUCCAUUGGAAAAAUCAUUAGCAAAGCGGCUAGAAUUGGUGGUUUCAAACAAAAUGUGGAGCCUAAGAUUGAUAGAGAGGUGGUAGAUCAUGUUGAAUCAGUUUCACCUGUAUUGGAGCUUGAAGAAUCAAAGGAAGUUGCUUCCUUCAUUAAUUUGCCAGCUAUGUCAGAACCAUCUGUUCUUUUGUCAGAAGUGAUGAGGUUCAAUAUUUAUGCAUCUUUUCCUGUUCUUGCCAAAGGAAUGAACUGGGUCUUGCUAUACAGCACAUGGAGGCAUGGAAUAUCUUUGUCUACUCUAUACAGAAGGAGCAUGCUUUGCCCUGGUUACUCUCUCUUGGUAGUUGGGGAUAAAGAAGGUGCAGUUUUUGGCGGUUUAGUUGAGGCUCCAUUGCAGCCAACCAGUGCAAAGAAAUAUCAGGGGAGCAAUAGCUGCUUUGUUUUCACUAAUUUACACAGCAAUCCUAGUAUAUAUCGACCGACUGGUGCUAAUAACUAUUUCACAGUGUGCUCCACCGACUAUUUGGCAUUAGGAGGUGGAGGUCAUUUCGCACUUUAUCUAGAUGCCGACCUGUUGAGUGGUUCAAGUUCCAAUUCAGAGACUUUUAACAACAUGUGUUUAUCUCAUUCCCCAGACUUCGCGGUAAAAGAUGUCGAGCUGUGGGGUUUCGUCUAUCCUUCCAAGUACGAUGAGACGCUCGCCCUCUGCCGUACUGAGAAACCAGGAAUUUGCCGGUGGUGAUUUGGUGGUCCUUGAAGGCUUGAAUUGUGCUGAAUCUGCGAAUGAUGCAUCUGUACAGUUUUUCGUAGACUUGAGAGAAUUUUAGUGCACAGGAUCGUGUAGGAUUGUAGGAGUGAUGGAAACUUGCGUUUCUCAUGCGAGCUUGCUCAGAGCUGUACAUAUUUGUAAUUUUCUUGCUACUGUUAGCGAAACAUGGACGCGCUGGUUAUUUGUUUCAGUGUUGUCAGCUUGUCAUUAUAUGAGAACAAUAUUACUGGCGAAUCAGGAGAUAAAUGACCUGCAA